Messenger RNA from Ochotona curzoniae (black-lipped pika), 1485 nucleotides. It is a transcript of the gene GDF5, whose product is annotated as growth differentiation factor 5. The transcript is spliced from 2 exons. Gene Ontology annotation, molecular function: cytokine activity; growth factor activity. Gene Ontology annotation, biological process: BMP signaling pathway; SMAD protein signal transduction. Lineage: Eukaryota; Metazoa; Chordata; Mammalia; Lagomorpha; Ochotonidae. The record is from RefSeq and is a predicted model, not a curated record. Bases 1 to 1485 code for a protein of 494 amino acids. Gene Ontology annotation, cellular component: extracellular region.
AUGAGACUCCCCACACUCCUCACUCUCUUGCUUUGGCAACUGGCUUGGCUGGACCUGGAAUUCAUCUGUACUGUGUUGGGUGCCCCUGGUUUGGGCCAGAGACCCCCGGGGGCCAGGCCAGCGCUGACCAAAGCAGAGGCCAAGGAGAAGCCCAACUUGGCCCGGAACAUCUUCAGGCCGGGGGGUCUAGCUACCAAUGCCAGGGCAAAGGGUGGCAGCGGGCAGACAGGAGACCUGACCCAGCCCAAGAAGGAUGAACCCAAAAAGCUGCCCCCCAGAUUGGGUAGCCCUGAGUCCAAGCCAGGACACCCUCCCCAGACCAGGCAGACUGCAGCACGGACUGUGACCCCAAAAGGACAGCUUCCUGGGGGGAAAGCGCCCCCAAAGGCAAUAUCUGUCCCCAGCUCAUUCCUGCUGAAGAAAACCAGGGAACCCGGGUCCCCUCGAGAGCCCAAGGAGCCGUUCCGUCCGCCCCCCAUCACGCCCCACGAGUACAUGCUCUCGCUGUACAGGACAUUGUCCGAUGCUGACAGAAAGGGCGGCAACAGCAGCGUGAAGUUGGAGGCUGGCCUCGCCAACACCAUCACCAGCUUCAUUGACAAAGGGCAAGAUGACCGAGGGCCUGUGGUCAGGAAGCAGAGGUACAUCUUUGAUAUUAGCGCCCUGGAGAAGGAUGGGCUGCUAGGGGCUGAACUACGGAUCCUGCGGAAGAAGCCCUUGGACACAGCCAAGCCAUUGGCCCCCAGCAAUGGGCGGGCUGCCCAGCUGAAGUUGUCCAGCUGCCCCAGCGGCCGGCAGCCGGCAGCCUUGCUGGAUGUGCGCUCCGUGCCAGGCCUGGACGGCUCUGGCUGGGAGGUGUUCGACAUCUGGAAGCUCUUCCGAAACUUUAAGAACUCGGCCCAGCUGUGUCUAGAGUUGGAGGCCUGGGAACGGGGCCGGGCCGUGGACCUCUGUGGCCUGGGCUUCGAUCGGACUGCUCGGCAGGUUCAUGAGAAGGCUCUGUUCCUAGUGUUCGGCCGUACCAAGAAGCGAGACCUGUUCUUUAAUGAGAUCAAAGCCCGCUCUGGCCAGGACGAUAAGACCGUGUAUGAGUACUUGUUCAGCCAACGCAGGAAACGGCGCGCCCCCUUGGCCACUCGCCAGGGCAAGAGACCCAGCAAGAACCUCAAGGCCCGCUGCAGUCGGAAAGCACUGCAUGUCAACUUCAAAGACAUGGGCUGGGACGAUUGGAUCAUUGCGCCCCUUGAGUACGAGGCCUUUCAUUGCGAGGGGCUGUGCGAGUUCCCCUUGCGCUCCCACCUGGAACCCACAAACCACGCGGUCAUCCAGACCCUGAUGAACUCCAUGGACCCUGAGUCCACACCACCCACCUGCUGUGUGCCCACGCGGCUCAGUCCCAUUAGCAUCCUCUUCAUUGACUCUGCCAACAAUGUGGUAUACAAACAGUACGAGGACAUGGUCGUGGAGUCCUGUGGCUGCAGGUAG